Misgurnus anguillicaudatus (oriental weatherfish) is the source of this 2905-nucleotide messenger RNA. Lineage: Eukaryota; Metazoa; Chordata; Actinopteri; Cypriniformes; Cobitidae. The record is from RefSeq and is a predicted model, not a curated record.
AAACUCCAACAUUUCCGUUCGACCGAGAACUGUUCGGGAAAUGACGUCAGUGCAGACAAAAUAUGGCGUCUACGAUCGCUGUAGAGGCUAUAGAUAAACAACGUAUAGCUAUUCAGUCCCUAUAACACUGGUUUAUUGUCAUUGAAAGACGCUUAUGGGCAGCGUGUCGUGGUGGAUCAUGAUAUUUCAUAUUUAAUUUAUCUGGUCUUUGUCCUACACUAGCACUCCAUGUCCGAAGGACCUCGGGCUCCCUGGUCGAAGCGGGGUUGCGUGGAGUCGCAUCGCCGAGAGCAGGGCAAGUACAAGCAGAGGAAAUGUGAACGGCCCUUUAGUGCUGUGAAGCCGACGGUUGGUCAGGAGGCCUCAAAAAGGUGCCUAAUGGCGGGGGAUGUGGAGGUCUACCUUUCCCAAGUGCAUGAUGGCAGCGUGUCCUCAGGCUUCCGAGCAUUGUACGAGGAGCGGCUGUUGCUUGACGUCACGCUGCUCAUCGAGGAGCACCACUUCCAGGCGCACAAGGCCCUGUUAGCAACGCAAAGCGACUACUUUCGGGUCAUGUUUACGGCUGACAUGCGGGAACGCGACCAGGAUAAGAUUCACAUGAAGGGAUUGACGGCGGCUGGCUUUGGUCACGUCCUUCGCUUCAUGUACUACGGUUCCUUGGAGUUGAGCAUGGUCACGGUGCAGGAGAUCCUACAGGCGGCUAUGUACGUGCAGCUCACGGAGGCCGUGGAGUUCUGCUGCUCCUUCCUGCUGGCCAAGAUAUGCUUGGAGAACUGCGCCGAGGUCAUGAGGUUGCUGGAAGACUUCAGCGUCGGCGUAGAAGGCGUGCAGGAGCAGCUUGACGCUUUUCUGCUGGAGAACUUCGUGCCGCUGAUGGCUCGACCAGACUUCUUGUCGUAUUUGAGUUUGGAGAAGCUGAUGGCAUACUUGGACAGUGACCAACUGAGUCGGUUUCCAGAAAUUGAGCUGUAUGAGGCAGUGCAGGCCUGGUUGAGGCACGACCGGCGACGCUGGAGGCAUACGGAUGCUGUGGUGCAGAAUCUGCGCUUUUCCCUCAUGACUCCCACUAACAUCUUUGAAAAGGUAAAGACAUCAGAGUUCUAUCGAUAUUCCCGCCAACUGAGGCUGGAAGUUGACCAGGCGCUCAGCUACUUUCAUCAGGUGAACGAACAGCCACUGGCUGAGACCAAGUCCAACCGCAUCAGAUCCGUAAGGCCCCAGACUGCCGUAUUUCGUGGAAUGAUAGGCCACAGCAUGGUCAACAGUAAGAUCCUCCUUUUGCAUCGGCCCAAGGUGUGGUGGGAACUGGAAGGCCCGCAAGUCCCUCUCCGCCCCGAUUGCCUGGCCAUCGUCAACAAUUUUUCUUUCUUGCUGGGUGGCGAAGAGCUGGGUCCGGAUGGCGAGUUUCACGCUUCUUCCAAAGUCUACCGGUAUGAUCCCAGACAGAACUCCUGGUUACGUAUGGCUGACAUGUCCGUGCCAAGAUCGGAAUUCGCCGUCGGCGUCAUCGGGAAGUAUAUUUAUGCCGUCGCAGGCCGCACCCGAGACGAGACGUUCUAUUCUACGGAGCGUUAUGAUAUUGUUGAGGACAAGUGGGAGUUUGUAGACCCAUACCCUGUAAAUAAGUAUGGGCACGAAGGCACAGUCCUAAAUGGGAAGCUAUAUAUCACUGGUGGUAUCACCUCAUCUUCCACCUCAAAACAAGUAUGCGUUUUCGAUCCAGGACGGGAAGGGACAUCCGAACAACGCACGCGACGCACACCAAUCCUCACCAGCUGCUGGGAGAACAAGUCAAAGAUGAACUACGCCCGCUGCUUCCAUAAGAUGAUCUCCCACAAUGGGAAGCUGUAUGUGUUCGGCGGUGUAUGCGUGAUACUACGCGCCUCAUUCGAGUCACAGGGUUGUCCUUCGACAGAGGUAUACGACCCUGAGACAGACGAGUGGACUAUUCUCGCCUCUAUGCCUAUUGGUCGUAGCGGGCAUGGAGUGGCAGUGUUAGACAAACAGAUCAUGGUGCUCGGGGGACUUUGCUACAACGGUCAUUACAGCGACUCUAUCCUCACUUUUGACCCCGAGGAGAAUAAAUGGAAAGAGGACGAGUAUCCCAGAAUGCCUUGCAAGCUGGAUGGACUACAAGUGUGUAGUUUGCACUUUCCAGAAUAUGUUCUGGAACACGUGAGACGCUGCAGCUGAGACUGUCUUUGUAACUUUCGGGAGAAAACGUUUACAGGUGUGGGAAGUAAUACUAAUACUGUUAAAGCUUUUAAACUGUAGGCCAGUGCUUAUUUAAGAACAAACUCCUUUUUAGGCUUUCAUUGUAGAAAGGAAGAGGUCAGUUCUCAAAACUGGCAGUCAUAUUCAAACCAAUAAAUACAACCUUUGUCAGUCAUACGUUUAUCUGCACUGUAAUCAUAAUAAUCCUGUAGAGCACAUACUAUUCACUACACUGUCUUCUGUGAUGUCACUAUAUUCCCUCAUUCUGGCGUUUCGGAGGAAGUCAUGUUUUAUGCGUACAUAUUCCCCGACAGAAAUCCGCAUCUAGAAGGAAUUAGAAAUGAAAUGGAAACUAAUGAAGUAGAUUGUACGACAAUACGGUUCCCUGCAUUUUUUUCUUUCACAUUUACUAAGAACGCAUUUGUGCUGAUACUAGUUGUAGUACUGUAGUGGAAUAAAGAUAAUGACUAUGAUUGUAAUUAAUAUAUAAUUCUAAUGACGAUGUUGACAAGCAUUGCACUCAAACAAGGGCAUAUGUUACAGCUCUACAAUAACACCGGCCCUCCACAGUUGACUGUAAAGAGAGAAAGCAGAGAUUAGGGGACAUUGUAGUUCUCCAACCUUUAUUAGUUGUCCUUAUGCUUAUUUUUUAAGUUAUUUAUUAAAAUGGCAAAGCCUUGCCUUGAUCCAA